Messenger RNA from Polistes dominula (European paper wasp), 2984 nucleotides. It is a transcript of the gene mal, whose product is annotated as molybdenum cofactor sulfurase. NCBI's taxonomy places the organism in Eukaryota, Metazoa, Arthropoda, Insecta, Hymenoptera, Vespidae. Gene Ontology annotation, molecular function: molybdenum cofactor sulfurtransferase activity; molybdenum ion binding; pyridoxal phosphate binding. The record is from RefSeq and is a predicted model, not a curated record. Gene Ontology annotation, biological process: Mo-molybdopterin cofactor biosynthetic process.
UAAAUUUUUAACAGAGUAUAGAUAUGAUUUUAUGUUACAUCAAAAUAUUACUCUGUAGUCAAAGUAAAUAGUAUUCACUGUAUAUAUUAAUAUGAUUGAUUGAAAUUGAAAAGAAAAAUUAUAUUGCAACAUAUGGCAUAAUUCAUAUGAUGAUUUAAUGACGUUGUAAUUUAACAAACAUCCGCACACAUUUAUAUGAACGUAUUUUUAGGUGUUAAGUAUUUACUUAUGUUGUCAUUAUUAUGAUGGUUGUGUAAGUGAUAUCAAAAUACGUCAGAAGAAAUUUAUUUAUUUCCACAAAUUUGAAAAUAUGAACGAUAUUUAAUCAUACGUAAUUCAGUUAAUGAAUAUAUCUUAUUAUUUUCAUUACAGUCUACUCUUCAAGUACUUAAGAUAGUAACCAAUGGUUGCAGUCGUGUUGAGUAAUCGUUUCCCGUUUUUGUAGUUACAUGUAUUCAAGUAUAAUCAUAACAUCGUAAGAACGUCAAGAGGAACUUUCAAGAGAUUUAACAAUGGAAAAAGAGUCCGAAAAAAUUGUGCAAUAUAAACCUGUUUAUGAUAAAAGGAUUGCUGCAAAUAUUCGAAAUGAAUUUUCAAGACUUCAAGAACAGUGUUAUUUGGAUCAUGCUGGUACUACACUUUAUUCUGAUUUACAAAUAAAAAGUGUAAGUGAUGAUUUAUGUAACUCUCUCUAUGGCAAUCCACAUUCCGUUGGUAUUGCUGGUGGUAAUACUCAUGAUAAUAUUGAACAAAUAAGACAUAGGAUAUUGAAUCAUUUUCAUACGUCAUCGGAGGAAUACAGUAUUAUAUUUACAUCUGGUGCAACACAAUCAUUAAAAGUGAUCGCUGAAACAUUUCAAUUCAGUAAUAAUAAAAAUAAUGAAGUUCAAUCAACAGGAGAUUUUGUUUAUACUCAAGAUAAUCAUACUUCAGUACUUGGAAUGCGAGAAGUUAUUUCUCAAAAAGGAAUUAAAGUAACUUGUCUUAAUCAUAAACAUGCAUUUGAAGUAUUAGAACAACCAGUGAAUUUUUCUUCCAACGACAAUGCAACAAGUGACAAUAAUUCGCUUUUUGUUUAUCCUGCCCAGUGCAAUUUUUCUGGUGCAAAAUAUCCACUCAAGUGGAUUCAAAAUGUACAUAAUAAUGUGCUUUCUAGUGUAACUGGUCAAUUAAAUACAAAGUGGUACGUUCUCCUAGAUGCAGCAGGAUUUGUACCAACGAAUGAUUUAAAUUUAUCUAUAUUUAAACCAGAUUUUGUAUGUAUAUCUUUUUACAAGAUGUUUGGAUAUCCAACCGGUAUUGGUGCUUUACUAGUGAAAAAUUCUAGUGCGCACGUUCUUGAAAAAAUCUAUUAUGGAGGAGGCACUGUUGAAGUUACUCUUAGUUCUGAAUUAUUUCAUGUAAAACGUUUAAACUUAUAUCAAAGGUUUGAAGAUGGAACUAUACCAUUUUUAUCUAUAAUAUCAUUGCAAUAUGGAUUAGAUAUACUUUCAAAAAUUACUAUGAAACAAAUAUCAAGUCAUGUAUUCACACUUGCAAGAUAUUUACAUCAUACUCUAUUAAAUUUGCGUCAUGAUAAUGGUACGCCUGUUGUCAAAAUUUAUUCAGAUAAUAACUACGAAGAUCCCAAUUUACAAGGAGGUAUUGUUACAUUUAAUGUACUCAGAUCAAAUGGUGAAUACGUUGGAUAUAUGGAAGUUGCACAUAUGGCUGCUCUUUUUAAAAUACAUCUUCGAAUUGGUUGUUUCUGUAAUCCUGGUGCAUGUCAAAGACAUCUGUCCCUUAAAAAUGAAGACAUUUUAAAAAAUUAUGACGCAGGCUAUGUGUGUGGUGGUAGUACAGAUUUAAUAAAUGGUAGACCAACUGGUGCUGUGCGAAUUUCAAUUGGAUAUAUGUCUAUGAUCGAAGAUAUUGAGACUUUAUUACAAAUGAUUACUAAAUGUUUUGUUAGCAAAUCAGAAAGAAACAUAUGUGUACCAGAAUUUCGUAAAUCGCAUCAUACUAAGGCUGAAAAUAAGAAAUAUGUUAUAAAUGAUAAAGAUAAUACAAAAGAGUUUGAGAAUAAUGCAUGGUACUCACCAUUUUUAUACGGUGCAAAAUAUUUUCUAAACAAUAACAAUUCAAAAAGUAAUAUUAUUAUCAAAAAAUUAUUUAUUUAUCCCAUAAAGUCAUGUGGCGCAUUUGAAGUAACUACUUCUUGGACUUUGAAUGAAAAAGGUUUAGAAUAUGACAGAGAGUGGAUGAUAAUGACAUCAAAUGGAGUUUGUUUGACACAAAAACAGCAAACUAAUCUUUGUUUAAUUAAACCAUUCAUAUGUAAAGAAACGAAAGUCAUAAAAUUAACAUACCCAGGAAUGCCAUCAAUAGAAGUACCUUUGGAGUAUUCUGACAAUUAUAUAAAUGGUGCGAUAUGUCAAAGUAGAGUUUGCGGACAAAAAGUUAAAGGUAUUGAUUGUGGAGGAGAUGUGUCCGAGUGGUUGAGUUUGGUUAUUGGUCGUCCAAAUUUAAAACUUGUUAAACAAGCUGAUCACGAAAUCCAAGACAAUCCAAAACAAAAAUUGAACAAUCCAAAAUUAUCUUUUACGAGCCAAGCUCAAUAUCUUUUAUUGAAUGAAGAAAGCAUAUUAUGGCUAUGCAAUAAAAUUGCUAAUACACAAGAUUUUAAUAAAAAUACAGUAGUCCAUAGAUUUAGAGGAAACAUCAUUUUAAGCGGUUGUAAAGCUUUCGAAGAACUUCAAUGGAAAGUAAUACGAAUAGGCAAUAUCAAAUUCCAGGUAAAUGGACCUUGCAAUCGAUGUCAAAUGAUAUGCAUUGAUCAAACAACAGGCGUUAAAACAGUAGAACCAUUACGUACAUUAGCAGAGGAAUUUCAUGGAAAAUUAAGAUUUGGCAUAUAUCUUACUAGACCGACAAUAAAAGAAGAAAUAUUAAAUGUUGGAGAUGUUGUAUAUUUUGAUUGAUCAUUUUAUAUGGUAAAAGUAUAU